AUGUUGCGAGAGGCAGCCACCAGGAAGAGCAAAAACAAAAGAGAGCCCGGGAUGCCUCCUCCUCAGGGACACUUGACUUUCAGGGAUGUGGCUGUAGAAUUCUCUUUGGCGGAGUGGAAAUGCCUGACCCCUGUGCAGAGGGCUUUAUACAGGGACGUGAUGAUGGAGAACUACAGGAACCUGGAGUCUGUGGGUGAGGAAAACGUCCCUCCACACACAAGGAAUCUGCCCUUGUCCAUCUGGGCUCUUCCUGGAUUGAUUUCCAAAGACUCAUGUUACAAGCAAGCCACCAGGAAGACCAAGGAAAAGGAGCCCGGGAUGCCUGUUGCUCAGGGACACUUGACUUUCAGGGAUGUGGCUGUAGAAUUCUCUUUGGCGGAGUGGAAAUGCCUGACCUCUGUGCAGAGGGCUUUAUACAGGGACGUGAUGAUGGAGAACUACAGGAACCUGGAGUAUGUGGGUGAGGAAAACGUCCCUCCACACACAAGGAAUCUGCCCUUAUCCAUCUGGGCUCUUCCUGAUAGCUUUUUAAAAUCCAUAAUGGAGUUCUCAUCAACAGGGCAAGAUAGUACAAGAGAAGGGAUCCACACAGGGACAUUGGGAAAAUGUACAAGCCAUCACAUUGGAGAUUCUUGCUUCCCAGAAGUUGAGAAAGAUAUUCAUGAGUUUGAGUUUCAGAGGCAAGAAGUCAAAGGAAAUGGCCAUGAAGCACUCAUGACAGAACCCAAGGAGUUGACUGGUAGUAUAGAGCCAUAUGAUGAUGGGUGUGCUGGCAGGAAGCCUAUUGGAGAUCAGCUUGGGUUAAGCUUCCAUUCGCAUCUGCCGGAACUGCACGUAUUUCAGACCGAAGGGAACAUUGAUAAUCAGCUAGAGACGUCUGCCAAUGAUGAUUCCUCAGUUUCAACAGGCCAAAACAUUUCUUGUAGGCUCAAAACCCAUGUCUCUAACAAGCAUGAGAAUAAUGUCCUCCAUUCUUCAUUAUUCACACAAAAACAGGAAGUACACAUGAGAGAAAAACCUUUCCAUUGUAAUGAGUGUGGCAAAGCCUUUCAUAAUAGUUCACUCUUAAGGAGACAUCAGCUAACCCAUUCAGGAGAGAAACAAAACAAAUGUGAUGUGUGUGGCAAAGUCUUUCCUAAGAAGCACAACCUUGUAAGUCACCAUAGAGUUCAUACUGGAGAGAAAUCUUACAAGUGUAAUGAGUGUGGCAAGACCUUUACUCAGAAGUCAUCCCUGCAGUGCCAUCAUAGAAUUCACACGGGAGAGAAACCUUACACAUGUAAUGCAUGUGGUAAGAGUUUUAGUAGAACAUCACACCUUGCACGUCAUCAGACCCUUCACACUGGAGAGAAACCUUACACAUGUAAUGAAUGUGGUGAGAGUUUUAGUAGAAAAUCACACCUUGCAUGUCAUCACAUAUUUCAUACUGGAGAGAAACCUCACAAAUUCAAGGUUUUUGACAAGGUUGUCCGGUGUCAUUCAUGUCUUCUAGAGCAUCAGAGAAUGCACACUGGAGAGAAACCUUACAGGUGUAAUGAGUGUGGCAAGACCUUCAGCCGGAAGUCAUCCCUGCAGUGCCAUCAUAGAAUUCACACUGGAGAGAAACCUUACAAGUGUAAUGAGUGUGGCAAGACCUUCAGCCAGAACUCAUCCCUGCAGUGCCAUCGUAGGAUUCACACUGGAGAGACACCUUACAAGUGUAAUGAGUGUGGCAAGACCUUCAGCCGGAAGUCAUCCCUGCAGUGUCAUCAUAGAAUUCACACUGGAGAGACACCUUACAAGUGUAAUGAGUGUGGCAAGACCUUCAGCCAGAACUCAUCCCUGAAGUGCCAUCGUAGGAUUCACACUGGAGAGAAACCUUACACAUGUAAUGAAUGUGGCAAGGUUUUUAAUAAACAAGCACUCCUUUCACGUCACCGUAGACUUCAUACUGGAGAGAAACCUUACAGUUGUGAAGAAUGUGACAAAGAUUUUAGUUGCAAAUCACACCUUGAAAGACAUAAAAGAAUUCAUACUAGAGAGAAACCAUAUAAAUGUAAGGUUUGUAACAAGGCUUUUGGGCGUAAUUCAUACCUGGCACAACAUCAGAGAGUUCAUACUGGAGAGAAACCUUACAAGUGUAGUGAGUGUGGCAAGACCUUCAGUCAGAUGUCAUCCCUUGUAGUCCAUCAUAGACUUCACACUGGAGAGAAACCGUAUCAGUGUAGUGACUGUGGCAAGACCUUCACUCAGAUGUCAUCCCUUGUAUAUCAUCGUAGACUUCAUACAGGAGAGAAACCUUAUCAGUGUACUGAGUGUGGCAAGGCCUUCAGUCGGAUAUCAUCCCUUAGAUGCCAUCGGAGACUUCAUACAGGAGAGAAACCUUAGUGUAAUGACUGUGGGAAAACCUUCAGUCAGGUGUUAUCCCUUGCAUGCUAUCAUAGAUUUCAUACUGGAGAGUAACCUUACCAGUGUACUGAGUGUGGCAAGGCCUUCAGUCGGAUAUCAUCCCUUAGAUGCCAUCGGAGACUUCAUACAGGAGAGAAACCUUAGUGUAAUGACUGUGGGAAAACCUUCAGUCAGGUGUUAUCCCUUGCAUGCUAUCAUAGAUUUCAUACUGGAGAGUAACCUUACCAGUGUACUGAGUGUGGCAAGGCCUUCAGUCGGAUAUCAUCCCUUAGAUGCCAUCGGAGACUUCAUACAGGAGAGAAACCUUAGUGUAAUGACUGUGGGAAAACCUUCAGUCAGGUGUUAUCCCUUGCAUGCUAUCAUAGAUUUCAUACUGGAGAGUAACCUUACCAGUGUACUGAGUGUGGCAAGGCUUUCAUUCAGAUGUCAUGUCUUACAUACCAUCGUAGACCUCAUACUGGACAGUAACCUUACAAGUGUCAUAUACAGGGUCCAGCCCCCCUGGGUCUGUUGGGUGUUCUUUUGUGUGUGGAGAAGACAAAGGAAAGAAAGACAGAAGACAGAGAUAAGAAAAGAGUUGAGCUGGACCCAGGAGACCACUAUUAGUAAGGUGAAGAGCCCAGUUGUGGCCCCGAAUGCCUGGACAUGCUGAUACUUAUUGUAUACAAGGCAGGGGGGCAGGGUAAAGAGUGACUCAUCUGACAUGAUUGAUAGGGUCAGGAAAAUCACAUGCUUACAGCACAGGGGCCCUCCCUUUCGGGUAGCCCCUUCAAGGAGGGGAGGCACAUAUGUCAGCAUCUUUCUAUGCACUUCUCAGAAAGAUCAAAGGCUUCUAGGAUUCCUGUAUUUUCAUGCCUUCUAAGAACAUGAAAAGAGCACCAGGUUGGAAAGCAAAACGUGAAAGUGAAUAAGGAUGGUGACCAUCAGAACACAGCACCGCAGAGAGACAUUUAAGCCUCUAGAGGCUGGACAUGGUGGCUUACGCCUAUAAUCCCAGCACUUCGGGAGACGGAGGCAGAUGGAUCACGAGGUCAAGAGAUCAAGACCAUCCUGGUCAACAUGGUGAAAACUUGUCCCCAUUAAAAAUACAAAAAAAUUAGCUGGGCAUGGUGGCUCGCACUUGUAGUCCCAGCUACUUGGGAGGCUGAGGCAGGAGAAUUGCUUGAACACAGGAGGUGGCAGUUGCAGUAAGCUGAGAUCACGUCAUUGCACUCCAGCCUGGGUAACAAUAGUGAAAUGCUUACCUCAGAAAAAAAACGUAGCCCCUGGUUGUCUGCAGGCUGCCCUGGCCAAUAUCAGGCCUUCCUCACGGGUCAAGGUUUUCUGAAAUCCCCCAAUGAAAAAGAAACUCCCUUUCAUGGCCUGCUAAGUAGAGGGCACUUUCUGAGCUGCUGACACUACAGCAAGGCACUCUCCCCUCCUGAUCACUUCUCACAAUGUCCCUCCCGUUCCUAAUUAUAUUUCACCUGAUUAUGUCUAUAUUAUGUGACUGAAGUGAUCCUGUGGUAUACUACUAAACCAAAGGUUAAUAAUAGUGAUUAAAUAGGAUUUUUAUAUAA
Molecule: messenger RNA, 3947 nt
Organism: Callithrix jacchus (white-tufted-ear marmoset)
Lineage: Eukaryota; Metazoa; Chordata; Mammalia; Primates; Cebidae
Source: RefSeq, a predicted model, not a curated record